Molecule: messenger RNA, 4564 nt
Organism: Apis laboriosa (Himalayan honeybee)
Lineage: Eukaryota; Metazoa; Arthropoda; Insecta; Hymenoptera; Apidae
Gene: mmd
Product: disintegrin and metalloproteinase domain-containing protein 11
Exons: 25
Coding region: 271-4353 (1360 amino acids)
Biological process (GO): membrane protein ectodomain proteolysis
Molecular function (GO): metalloendopeptidase activity
Source: RefSeq, a predicted model, not a curated record
GGGACCUUCACUCUCUGUGGCCGCGCGCGAGUAGGGGGUAUCCUUCGUCGUACGGAGACCAGAUCGCGGAAGUAGUGCGCUAGCGUGGUGCAUUAUCGCGUGUCGUCCAGUGUACCAGGAGAUUCGCGAUGUUCUAGGAGGACCCGUCGUUUCUAUACCCGUCGGUGCCGGUAGUAUCGCUGAUUAUGCGCGACAUGAGCACCACCGCCAUCGUAGUGUUUUACGAGCGUCAUGUAAAAUGGAAUUAAACAAUGUUGUUAAGACGUAAACAUGUUUUGGCUACACUGUGGACUCUUUGUUCUCGUGAUUGCCGUACCUGGAUUUAUUAGCAGCGCCGACAGCACGUCCAAGCGAGAAGCAGACUACACUUUAGAUGAUUCCUUCUGGAACGAAGAAACUUCCGUUGGUGAGGCCGAACGAUUACUACAAGAGUAUCGACAAAACCAAGAGCUAGUACAAAAUAUCGGGGCCCAUUACUAUCAGAUCAUCUAUCCAGUACAGUUACGGCAUCACGAGAAAAUGGGGAUAUCCACAAGAGAAGUGAGCGUAUCCAAGUUUCCUCAAAGAGGAUACGGAGAGGGUGGAUAUCAGAAUGUUAAAGGCAGAAUGAGAACGGGGAGACAUUUUCAUCGGACGUCCCUCUUGAUCAAGGCCUUUAAUCAUAAAUUUCGCCUAGAUUUAGAAUUAAAUACGCAACUUUUAGCUCCGAAUCUUGUGCAAAAAGACUUUUUAACCGUCGGUGCGGAACAAACUUCUAAACAGGAGAUAGAGCACUGUUACUAUCACGGUACCGUGAGGGAUUAUCCAGGAGCUAGCGCUGCUUUUCACACGUGUAACGGUGUCAGCGGUGUCAUUCAUUUAGGCAACGAGACAUUUGUCAUUCAUCCAUUUUACGGCGGCGAUUUGUCGCAGAAACAUCCUCACGUUAUAUUUGAAGCUCGAACAAAGGCUAACAAAGGCUGCGCUAACUCGGGAAAUCUUGAGUGGCGUGUAAAGAACCGCCGGCAGAAGCAUGUUCUGGGGCUAUCGGAGACCACUUCCGAUCGAUACAAGAGAGACGUCCGUGAAACAACCAAAUACAUCGAAACUGCCAUCAUUAUCGAUAAGGCUAUGUUCGAGAAGAGGAACGGUAGCACCAGAGCGGAGGUUGUUCACGAUGCCAUCCAAGUCGCUAAUAUCGCGGAUAUGUAUUUCCGCACGUUAAAUACUAGAGUCUCCGUCAUAUACAUCGAAACCUGGCAGGGCAUAAACCAGGCGGAAAUCGCGACGGGCAUGGAUAUCGAUCUCGCUUUGCUCAAUUUAAACGAUUACAUGAUGCGAACGAUGUUCCGUGUUCCUCGUGAUACCACUCAAUUACUCACGGGUGAAACGUUCGCCGGUGGAGAAUCAGGGGUUGCCAUACCUUCGACUAUCUGCAAACAAAAAUCCGUAGGAAUCAGCGUCGAUUUGAAUACAUACGAGCCUCAUCUUUUAGCCGGUACUAUGGCUCACAUGAUCGGCCACAAUAUAGGAAUGAGCCACGACGAUGGAAGGAGCGAAUGUAUCUGCCGCGAAUGGCACGGAUGCAUCAUGGCUCAAUCGAUCGUUGGAUUGGAGAACGUACAGCCGUACACGUUUUCCGAAUGUAGUAAAACAGAUUACAUAGAGGUGUUAAGAAGCGGAAACGGCUUUUGUCUUUUAAAUAAACCAAACGAGGUCGAAGUAAGGAGAUCUUGCGGAAACAGGGUAAUCGACGAGGGAGAGCAAUGUGAUUGCGGAUCGAUCGAGGAGUGUCACGAGUACGACCCCUGCUGCGAUCCGAUCACCUGCAGACUCACCUCCGAAGCGCAAUGCGCGACCGGCCCUUGCUGCAGCGAUUGUAAGCUGCUCGCGCGUGGCGUCGUGUGCCGGGAAUCGACCAACGAAUGCGAUCUUCCGGAAGUGUGCACAGGCGAGACCGGCCAAUGCCCGACGGACGUCUACAAGAAGAACGGAAAUCCUUGCUCCAACAACGAUGGAUAUUGUUAUAACGGUGUCUGCCCGGCGUUGAAUCUUCAAUGCGAGCAGAUAUGGGGAUACGGUGGCGUUGCCGCGGACCAACAGUGCUUCGAGCAAUUCAAUUCCAAGGGAUCGCUGAGCGGACACUGUGGCACUGACUCCUCCGGUCAUUACAUCAAAUGCGAGCUAGAGAACGUUCGUUGCGGAUCGUUACAGUGUCAACAAGGUAGAAAACUGCCAACGAUAACGGGAAUAGAUCAUUCUAGAACUAUAAUCUCGAUAAAAGGCGAGGAAUACGAAUGCAAAUCCACGACUGGAAAGGUGGAAGGAUCCGAAAUGCCAGGCAUGGGAUUGGUUCGCGAUGGAACAUCCUGCGGAGACAACUUGAUUUGCGUGAACCAAACGUGCAUGAGCCUUUAUCCGCUCAUAGGCAACGAACGGUGUCCUAGCAAUCACAACAAUCACGAGUGUUCGGGAAAUGGAGUGUGCACGAAUUUGAACAAUUGCUAUUGCAACCUUGGAUGGAGUGGACCAGAUUGCUCCAUAGAGCAGGAUAUCCCGACUCAUCCACCGAUAACGUCUAGCACCGAAGCGGCCGGUAAAAAUGGUACAGAUACUAAAUUAGUGAAAAAAGAGACCCCCUACGAGAACUACCACGGCUCUAACACUGUAUUUUUAGUUGGUGUGCUCAUGUCGGUGGUAGGGGGUGUUUUCAUAGUAUUUGCUCUGAUGGCUCUCUGCUACAGGUCAGUCGUAGUACAUAAAAACUACUCCCUCUGUCUCAGAAGGAAGAGCACCGUCCAGAAGUACGACCAGCCGUACGUGAAGAAACCACCGCAGAGGGGUUACAGCGGCGUAUCCGGGAACCAUCACCCGGGACACGCCGUACUGGACAACGUGAACAACAAGAUCCUCACUUUCAGCAGUAUGCCUAAUUGCAGGGAGCAUAAGUCGCAGGUGAAGAGGCCAGGUAUGAGCGAGGAAGAUGGAGAUACAGGAGCGGACGAGGUUGUCUCUUUCAUCGAUUUGCCGAACAACCUCACAAAGUUGCCCGAGAAAGGAAUUUUAAAGAAACACGGUGGUUAUGGUAUGGGAGGAGGGGCGGUAGCCAGCGUGGAACGCACUUUGGAUCAACUGAACGGUUACCACGAGCAUAUUAUCGAGGCGUUGAGGAUGGCCGCGAAUCAACGCGAGACAUCUGGAACAACAUCCGCUCCAAUGGACGACGAGGCCUUGACGGAACCUCUGACCGAAUUAUUAACGGAACCUCUGCCAGAAUGUUAUCCCACGGAUUCGUAUCGCAAAGACAUCAUAAAGCAUAUCGACAGCCAAGCGGAGGAGGAGUACGAGGAAUACGUGCCGUCUUGCGGUGUGAUUCGUAUACGAAAUCUGGAGGAUUUGAUCAAACAGCUGGAACGGCACUCGGCGCGUAACAGAAGUCCAAGCGGAUCCGAGGACAUGAGGAUGUCCGAGAGCGAGGCAGAUCGUCCCUACAGAAAAGAUUCGUCCGUUUGUAGCGAGUCUUCCCAAGGAAGCAGAAGAUGUAGCCGCGGCCGUGACGAUACCUACGGUAGAUAUUGUCAACCAUCGUCUCGAAGUCCUUACGGGACCCAUCAGCACACUCAACACUCCCAUCAAAUGUACAAGGAGGAGGGUAUCUAUGCAACUGCCGACCCUGACAGAGGCUCAAAUACUAGGGGUGAAACGCCCGAUAGUGAAAGUGAUGCAUUUAUUCAAGCUCAACAACUAGCCCGACGGACUAGUGAGGACGGAGUGCAACACCGGCCACCACAGCAGCCGCCGCCGCCGCCGCCACCGCCGCCACCUGCAAUGACUGGUAGCACGGUGCAGUUGCUGCAACUGCAUCAUUCUCGAGAACAUCGUCAACAACCGCAGCAACAGCAUCAUUGCCACCAUCACGCGCAGCAGUCGCAGCCUCAGCAGCAGCAGCAGCCGCAGCCGUCGUCACAACAGCAACAUCAACGUCAACAACAACAACAACAACAGCAGCAGCAGCAGCAGCAACAACAGCAACAACAACAACAACAACAACAACAACAACAACAACACCAACUGCCGGUGGAACAACUGCCAAUACAGCAGCGCGGCUAUUAUCCAUCCCCACCCUAUACUGAUAACGGUCUCGAAAACGACGAGACUGAAAAUGCUCAAUCCCACCAACAAAAGCUCCCCGACGUUCGUGGAAUCGAUGUUAAUCACUUGCCUAAUAUUAACAAAUGCCCACUAGACGAUAAUUUUAGUCUAGAUUGUAACAUAAAUAAUGGUUCCCCUAAAGAAUUAAAUACCAACAACACUAGUGAUAACGAAAAUACUGCCCUACUGCCCCCUUCGCAUUUUCCUGAGUACAAGCAUUGAUAAUUAUUAAUCGAUGACAGAUAGUGUCCAUAAAACAUAGUGGUGUGAUUUAAUCUUGAACUCGCAUUUUAUACUGAAUAGUGUAAAUAACGAUAAACUAUUGAUCGCAACAUCAACAACAACAAAAACAACGUCAAACAGGUAUUAAAUUAUAUGAAUUAAAAUAAUCUAUAUGAAAUGUUUAUUAAUAAACAUUAGUAAAGCGAUUUAC